This is a messenger RNA of Procambarus clarkii (red swamp crayfish), 1471 nucleotides long. Its product is annotated as cardioacceleratory peptide receptor. The record is from RefSeq and is a predicted model, not a curated record. Gene Ontology annotation, molecular function: G protein-coupled receptor activity; peptide binding. Gene Ontology annotation, cellular component: plasma membrane. Gene Ontology annotation, biological process: cellular response to hormone stimulus; G protein-coupled receptor signaling pathway. Lineage: Eukaryota; Metazoa; Arthropoda; Malacostraca; Decapoda; Cambaridae.
UGAUGGCGCGCCCCGAGGUGCUGGGCCCCGGGUACCACAAGCAGCUUCGUCAGGGCAUCCUCGGGGUGAUGUUCGUGGUGGCCCUGGUGGGCAACCUUAAGGUCAUGUGGACCCUCCGACAGAAGUGGGCUAAGAGAGGUCGUAUGACCAUUCUCAGCUUCAACCUCACCCUGGCCGACAUGUUGGUCGUCCUCGUCACCAUCCUGGGUCAGCUGAUGUGGGAGGUUCUGGACAUGCACUGGUACCUCUCCAACGUCGCCUGCAAGCUCUUCAAAGUGGCGUCCACCUUCGCCAUCACCUCCAGCAACUACAUGCUCGUGGCCAUCGCCAUCGACCGCCACGAGGCGGUAGUGAGGCCUCUCAACCCCUUCAUCAGCGCCAAGAACCUGGUGUUGGCCGCGUGGGCUGUCAGCCUCCUGCCUUCCCUGCCCAACCUCUUCGUCUUCCUCAGACACGUGACGCCCGAGGGAGGAGUGUACUGUGUCUCCAAGUUCUACACCAAGGAGCUCGACAACAAUUUUAGAAAGGUGUACCUGAUGGUGGUGCUGGUGCUCGUGUUCAUCUCCAGCCAGGUCCUCCUGGUGAUCCUCUACCUGAGAAUCUAUUUCACCAUCUGGAGACAGUCUUCUUAUUUCAAAAGCGGCCAGAGGGGUAACAGUGAGAGCCGUCGGUCUAACAGCCUCCUCCCCAAGGCCAAGACGAAGACCCUCAACAUGACUAUAGUCAUCGUACUGGCUUUCUUCAUCACCAACACCCCCUACGUCAUACAGGAGCUGCUCAUGACCUUCGGAGACAUGCACCAGAUCAACCCCAACGUGCUGGCGCUCUGUGGGAUCAUCUCGGCCUCCAACUCCUGCUUGAAUCCCUUCAUCUACCUCUUCUUCUGCCCGAAGGGGGAAGGGCGGACGCUGGAGAGCUACCGGGUGACCUUCACUCGACGAUGGAACACGCUCAAUAGCCGAAUGGCCUCGAGUCCCGCCGCCGCCCAGGCAUACCCGACCUCCGGCCUCUCCAGCAAGGGAAACAGAUGAGUCCUGUCCGAGGAAGGCCUUACGGAUGAGAGCUAAGCAGGGCGAGGAAAGGGAAUUAUAGAACAAAACAAAGAAGUUGGCUCAGGCGGUAUGACGUGUGUUUGGUUGUCACCGGGACGCUGGUACAAUGUCCACGCCGCUCCAGCGAUUGUCUCAAAGGGACUGUUCUUGUUCCAUUGAGCUCGAGUGAACAUUUCAGGACAUCAAGGUGUCAAUAUCUUGAAUUGAAAAGGGUAUAGCAUAUCAUGAAUACGUAGGUGUUCUUGCAAACGUGAAAUCACAUUAUCUCUUCAUAAAUAACUUAUCGCUAUGUGAACAUAUCAGCACAAGGCUAAUGACAGAACAAAAGGGGCUUGAACAGUGAACACCUAAUGAGAUGAUCACUUGCUGAACGUCUCAAUUAUUAAUGCUCUGUUAUUAAUUCAGCAGAUAUUAACUUA